AUGACAAGCAUACGAAAUGUGAUCCUCGGGUUGAAACCGACGAUACUAAUGCUCAUUGCUCAAACCAUUCUUAGUGUAAGUAACGUGUUGUUCAAACUGGCUUCCAAUGAUGGCUCGGACUUGAAAAUUUUGGUCGCCUAUCGCUUCUUAUUUGCGGCUGCGUUCAUGGUUCCUGUCGCAUUCUUUGUUGAAAGAAACAAAAGGCCGAAAUUGACAUGGAGAGUGAUUUGGCAAUCGUUUUUGUCUGCCUUUGUAGGAGGACUACUGUCACAAAAUUUGUUUGUUCUGAGCUUGGCCUUAACAUCUGUAACGUUCGUCACUGCAAUUACCAAUCUCGUUACUGCCUUCACCUUUAUCCUAGCUAUAUGUUUCAGGCUAGAGAAAAUAAACUGGGAUAAAGCAUCAGGAAAGGCAAAGGUGACCGGAACACUGUUGAGUCUAGGUGGAGCCAUGGUUCUCACCUUAUACAAAGGCCCAAAUUUAAUUAACUGGAAUACUCAUCUUAACCUCGUCAAUCAUGGCAAUCAUCAUGGUGGACUCGCGAGAACCCACCCACAUAUGAUAGUAGGCGUCUGUUCUGCUCUAGGUAGUAUUACAUUCUAUGCCCUUUGGAUGAUACUUCAGGCAAAAAUUGCCGAGCAUUACCCUUGCCCUUACUCUAGUACAGCCCUGAUGACUACAAUGACAUCAAUUCAGUGCACACUAUAUUCCCUAUGCAUGCAAAGAGACUGGAGCCAAUGGGAGUUGGGAUGGAACAUCAGACUCCUCACUGUUGCUUAUUCGGGGCUGAUGGCUACAGGAGUGACAUUUACGCUCUUUGCUUGGUGUAUACGAAUGAGAGGUCCUUUAUUUGUAUCGGCUUUUAGCCCUUUAAUGGUUCUGAUUGUUGCUCUAACUGGACCAUUGGUACUGAACGAGACUGUUCAUUUGGGAAGUAUGCUUGGAGGUAUAACAAUCAUCUGUGGAUUAUAUGUUCUGCUCUGGGGAAAAGCGAAAGAAAUGAAGGGGACAGCUCAAUCACCUGAAACGAGCUCGAAAGUUAUAAGACAACCUGUCGAAAUUGUCUUAUCUGCUUCAUCAUCAGGAGCAUCGGAAAACCAUAAGCCUGUUGAUCGUAACAACGGUACUCUGAAUGGAGUCACCAUGCACCAUGCUUCAGUGGCAGCGACAAACACUGAUGAAAAAUUUGAUGAAAUUAGGAUCGUAGAGGACCAGGUUUACUAA
Messenger RNA from Daucus carota subsp. sativus, 1224 nucleotides. RefSeq names its product WAT1-related protein At1g68170. The coding region runs from base 1 to 1224 and encodes 407 amino acids. The record is from RefSeq and is a predicted model, not a curated record. Gene Ontology annotation, cellular component: plasma membrane. NCBI's taxonomy places the organism in Eukaryota, Viridiplantae, Streptophyta, Magnoliopsida, Apiales, Apiaceae. Gene Ontology annotation, molecular function: transmembrane transporter activity. The transcript is spliced from 7 exons.